AAACAAGGAAAGAUCAAUGGAAAGCACUGGAAAUCAAUAGUCGAAUAAUCCAUGGAAGCUGAAAAGCAAACAGUGGAAACCCCGGGAAACUACUGGAAUCUUCUCUCCCCUGUUCUAUAAGUACAGGAUUAGUGCCGCUCCUCUGCAACGUUGAAAAAGAUUUCCAAGUUCCAGUCAAGACUUCUCUGCAAUUCGAUCCUAAGCAAAGAAAAAGAAACCAGCGACAAUGUCAAUCAUUCCAAGCUUCUUUGGUGGCCGCCGUGAUCCCUUCGCAAUGGAUAUCUGGGAUCCAUUCAAUUUCAAUGACUUCUCCUUCUCAACUUCCCUUUCUGUUCCUCGCCCCCAAUUCUCUAACGAGACUGCAGCAUUCGUCAAUGCCCGAAUUGAUUGGAAGGAGACCCCAGAAGCUCACAUCUUCAAAGCUGAUCUCCCUGGGUUGAAAAAGGAAGAAGUGAAGGUGGAAGUGGAAGAGGGAAGAGUAGUUCAGAUCAGUGGAGAGAGGAGCAAAGAGAAUGAAGAGAAGAACGACCAGUGGCACCGAAUUGAGCGUAGCAGUGGCAAGUUCUUGAGGAGGUUCAGGUUGCCUGAGAAUGCGAAGAUGGAUCAGGUGAAGGCUGCUAUGGAGAAUGGAGUGCUUACUGUUACUGUUCCUAAAGAAGAAGUGAAGAAACCAGAGGUCAAAGCCAUUGAAAUCUCCACCUAGAAAGUCCUAUUCCGGUUUCACCUUUAUGAUGCUCUGAUAGCCAUACAGAGCUGAUCUCUGAUGAAAUAAUUUGAGCUUAUAAACCUUUUUAAGUAUAGAUUUUUGGAGAAUUCGUCCUUUAUAUUGUAACUUAGUCUGUACUUUGUAAAGAAAAUGUUCGAUAUGUAAUAAGAAGUUGAAUUGUAACAAUUGUGAUAA
This is a messenger RNA of Macadamia integrifolia, 901 nucleotides long. RefSeq names its product 18.1 kDa class I heat shock protein-like. The record is from RefSeq and is a predicted model, not a curated record. The transcript has a single exon. Gene Ontology annotation, biological process: protein complex oligomerization; response to salt stress; protein folding. The coding region runs from base 227 to 703 and encodes 158 amino acids. Lineage: Eukaryota; Viridiplantae; Streptophyta; Magnoliopsida; Proteales; Proteaceae.